Penicillium soppii is the source of this 1602-nucleotide messenger RNA. RefSeq names its product origin of replication complex subunit 5 family protein. NCBI's taxonomy places the organism in Eukaryota, Fungi, Ascomycota, Eurotiomycetes, Eurotiales, Aspergillaceae. Bases 1 to 1602 code for a protein of 533 amino acids. The record is from RefSeq and is a predicted model, not a curated record. Gene Ontology annotation, biological process: DNA replication; DNA replication initiation. Gene Ontology annotation, molecular function: DNA replication origin binding. Gene Ontology annotation, cellular component: nucleus; nuclear origin of replication recognition complex. The transcript is spliced from 3 exons.
AUGCCGCAACUUCUCUUUGAUACAGAUUUGGCCUACAAAGUCAGAAAGAAAAAGUCGAACUCCCAUGCUACCAACGCAGGUAGCGAGCUCGCUGAGCGCCCAAUGGCCCUGUCUCCAUCUGCACUAGUUAUCAGCGGUAUCUCAGCGACUUGCAAAUCGACCAUUCUCCGCGCUGUCCUGUCCACCCUCGAAGUACAACAUGCAUUUGUCCGCAGCUCGGAAUGUAUCACAGGGCGACAUCUCCUGACGAAAAUUUUGUGGAAUACUCUUGAGGCAGUGGGUCAGAAGGAAGAAUGGGAGAAAGCUGGGAAAGGACGAUGUGAACAUGUCAGUGGAUUGGCUGUUCUCCUUGAGGAGUGUCUCGGUACAUGGUCUUCAAAUGCCCGCAAAUUUGUCUUGGUAUUGGACGAGAUUGAUAGACAGAGGGAGGCACCACCUACGCUGUUAUCGGCACUGGCACGACUAGGCGAGAUUAUCCCGUCUAUUUGUGUCGUUAUGGUUCUCAGCUCGACACCUCGCCCAUUGUUCCUCCAAAGUGCGGGUGUUCCGCAUAUUAACUUCCCUCCAUAUACGCGCAGAGAAGCGAUUGAAAUUAUUCUCAAUUCGAAUGCGCCGGCUGUGGAGGGUUUGUCCGAUGAAACUAUCGCGAAAAUAUACCCGUACUUCGUUUCUACAGUUUACGACUCGCUGGUUGGACCAACAGCAGGGUCUAUUCCGAGCUUCCGCUCAAUAGUCGAGAGACUAUGGCCGCGGUUUGUUGCGCCCGUUGUGAACGGCGAGGCAGCACCGAGCGAAACCAGCGAAUGGGAUUUCUCACGGUUGCUGGUUAAGAACAGGUCGAUCUUCCGACACCAAGGCGAGUCUGCACUGGUGCACCGUAUUGUCUCUGACGAGGCAACUGCCAGCACGCCAAGCGCCCCAUUGGCGAAAUCAAGCAUGCCCUCUGCUCUCCCUUCUUUACCUUAUUUCUCAACCUUGAUUCUCACAUCUGCAUACCUGGCCUCGCACACGCCGCAACGGCUGGAUACGAUUUUCUUCUCGAAGUUCUCUUCGUCUUCUCUCUCAGCGCGUAACAAGCGAGCCCACCACCGUCGCCGUCUGAAGGUGCUUUCACAAGCUCAGGCCGAAGAACGACAAGCUGCGAAUGAUGGCCCUUCAACCUCCAGGCGAGGCAAGGGAAAGCGAACUAAAACUCGCAUCACGAAGUCUACUCUUUCUUCCGCCUUUGCAACUUCCUCGGCUACCACUUCCGCUGUCGGAGGUGGCGCUGGAAUCACUGGUCCUUCUACUAUUCUCACAGCCCGCUCGUUCCCCUUGGAACGUCUUUUGGCUAUCUACCAUGCUAUCGAUCCAAAUCCACCUGCAACUGCGGUGAGGGUUGCAGCUGUCGCAGAUCGAAUCUAUGCUGAGUUAGCGACAUUGCGCCGGUUGCGCCUAGUCGUUCCUGCUGCUAGCCAUAAUGGUAUGGCGAGUAGCAGUGGGAAUACCAGUGCUGACGCGGGAGAUAAGUGGUGCGUUAACGUUUCUGGAGACUGGGUCGGUGAGCUGGCGAAGGGGAUUGGAGUCGAGGUUGGCGAGUGGUUGGCUGGUGGUUUGGAUUAA